Pseudoliparis swirei is the source of this 1503-nucleotide messenger RNA. It is a transcript of the gene dhrs7cb, whose product is annotated as dehydrogenase/reductase (SDR family) member 7Cb. NCBI's taxonomy places the organism in Eukaryota, Metazoa, Chordata, Actinopteri, Perciformes, Liparidae. Gene Ontology annotation, molecular function: all-trans-retinol dehydrogenase (NAD+) activity. Bases 113 to 1045 code for a protein of 310 amino acids. The record is from RefSeq and is a predicted model, not a curated record. Gene Ontology annotation, biological process: regulation of release of sequestered calcium ion into cytosol by sarcoplasmic reticulum. The transcript has 7 exons. Gene Ontology annotation, cellular component: sarcoplasmic reticulum membrane.
GAGCUGUGUGAAUGGACAAGAGACAUAGACGGAGAAGGGCCUGUUAACUCAAUCUGGGAAAAACGAGCCAGUCCUGCUGUAAAGGAACCAAGAAUAACACAGAUUACAGAACAUGGCCCUGCCCUCGGUGAUGGUGUUGCCCCUGGUGAUUGUCGUGGCGGCGGGGUUAUACUACAUCUACAAUAAAGUCAUGCACUUCAUGUCCAAGUCCUUAGUGCGAAACAAAGUGGUGGUGAUCACUGAUGCUGUGUCCGGGGUGGGAACAGAGUGCGCCCAUCUUUUCCAUAAGGGCGGUGCCAGGCUGAUACUCUGUGGGAGUAGCUGGGAUAAGCUGGAAUCUCUGUAUAACUAUCUGACUGACGAUGCUGACCCCAGAGAGACGUUUGCCCCAAAGUUGGUGAUACUGGACUUCAGCGAUAUGGACAGCAUGGAGGAAGUGGUGGCUGAGUUGGUGGAGUGUUAUGGCUGUGUGGAUAUGUUGAUCUGUAACAGCAGCAUGAAGCUGAAGUCCCCGGUGCAAAGUGUCUCCCUCCAACUGGAUAGAAACGUCAUGGACAUUAACUACUUCGGCCCCUGCACUCUGGCCAAAGGUGUUCUUCCAACGAUGAUAUCAAGAAGAUCGGGGCACAUUGUGCUGAUCAACAGCAUCCAGGGAAGACUGGCUGUCCCAUUCAGAAGUUCAUAUGCUGCAUCGAAGCAUGCGGCGCAGGCAUUCUUCGACUGCCUCCGUGCUGAAGUGGAGGAGUACGGGAUAGUUGUCAGCACCAUCAGUCAUACUUUUAUCAACCCCAUGGAGCCGCCGCCUGUGAAAGGGGACACCCCUAAAAAAAACACCCUAGCUGCAUUUAUCACCAGCCAGUUGACCCAUGGUGUGUGCCCAUCAGCCCUGGCCAAUGAGAUUAUGCAAACGGUGAACAGCAAGAGGAAGGAGGUCGUGCUGGCCCACCCUAUCCCCAGGGUGGCCCUCUACCUACGUUCCCUCCUCCCCUCCUUCCUAUUUGCUGUGCUGGCUGCUGGAGUGAAGGACUUGGUCGUGGAUGAGUAGAUUAAAUUCAAUUCUGUUUAUUUUGUCUAGCCCAAAAUCACUAAUUUCAAUUUUGCCUCAGAGGGCUUUACAAUCUGUACACAUACAUAUAUAGAUGCAGUUGGAAAAAAUCAGAAAUGGAAUCAUCAAGAGAUAUGAACUAAAGCUUGUAAAGGUAGAAAUGUACGAGUAUGUGCUUAUGUGUUGGUAAAGGCUGGAUCACCACUUGAUCCAGCCUUUACCAAGCCCAGGCCCCUUAGAGGUCUGUGUGGCAGCUGUGGGGGUGGGGUCUCCAAUUAGGCCUCGGCUGCUGGCUGAUUGGUAGUCAGCCAGCUGCUCUGGCUGAUUGGCAAUCAGCUGGCAGCCGACGCGGCUCUCAUAAAACGAGCAGUUGAGAGCGGAGUGGAGAGAGUGAGCAGAGGCGCCGUCGUGCGAUCUGCUGAGUGAAGUGCGAAUUGAAUAAAGCAUGUUCCCGAAUA